Fusarium mangiferae is the source of this 1590-nucleotide messenger RNA. RefSeq lists its product as uncharacterized. The transcript has a single exon. Lineage: Eukaryota; Fungi; Ascomycota; Sordariomycetes; Hypocreales; Nectriaceae. Gene Ontology annotation, biological process: protein phosphorylation. The coding region runs from base 1 to 1590 and encodes 529 amino acids. Gene Ontology annotation, molecular function: protein kinase activity; ATP binding. The record is from RefSeq and is a predicted model, not a curated record.
AUGGUGAGCGAUUUAGUUGAUUUCCAGGUCGGAGCAGCCGGUCUCGGAAUCGGGGCAUUCGGUGGCCUGAUAGACGCUUUCACAGCUUGCUCAAGGAUUUAUGGCCUAUGGAAAUCACUACGGGGUCUCGAUGGGUAUCUUGACCUGCUCCGCACUAAGCUUAUACUCCAAGAAGCUCUGUUAGACCAAUGGCAGAGAGACUGGCUCGAUCAACCAACCUCUAGGCGAAUCGACAUUCAGAAGCAACGGAUUCUUCAGAGACACAAAGAUGCUGUUCUCGCCUCAUUAACGACAGUAAAAAUACUGCUCGAAUCACUGGAGCCACUCCGGGAGGCCUCGGGAUCAGGACUGGCACUCGAGCGCCUGAAGUUGGUGACUGGCGGAGCCGAAGAACACGAUAAGACGCUUGUGCAGAUAAGCGCAGUUCUCAGCGACUUGUAUCGCUUGCUACCAACUCGAGAUCCAAAUAUCGCCCUUUCACAAACAGUGUUGUCCUUAGAGCAUAUCGGCAAUAAUCAGCAAGUACUAUUUCAGGACAGCGACUCGACUCAACAUGUUAUACAGCCUGAUAAGCUCAAACGAGCUAUCAACUUUCGCCAGCUAGGAUACGACCUUGAUGAAGACUUGGAAAAGCGAGUCGCGGCGUUCAAGAACAGUACUGGCGAUGCUGAUCUCACCAUUCGCUUAGACAGAGUCAAAGUUCUGAAAGAUGACGACGUCGCUGGUGGACUAAGAAGUUUUGGAACACUUGACUCCAAAACUCCGGUAGUCAUUGAGUGGAAACGUUAUGACCUUACCUGGAAAGGACAGAAAGGGAUCAGGCUUAGAGGAAGAAUCCAGAAUAUUGCACGACUCUUGCAUGCCAAUGCAAAGCCCCAAGAGCUUUUGACUCUCAACUGCCUGGGAGUGUUUGAGGACAUUGAGAAGACUCGAUAUGGUCUGAUCUUUGACUAUCCUCUGGGAACCAGUGAACAAACAGAUUUGGUAUCUCUACAAGCGUUGAUCAAAUCACCAACGCCUGAGACUCUACCAACCCUGGGUGAUCGAUAUCGAAUGGCCUACACACUGUCACUCUCACUGGCCAUCCUUCAUGCAUCAGGAUGGCUCCAUAAGAGCAUCAGGAGCCAUAAUAUCAUGAUUCCAGUGCGUCGUAAUCAGCCCAUCUGGUCUCAGCCAUACCUCGUCGGUUUUGAAUUUUCACGACCAGAUUCAGCCGACGAGACAACCGAAAAGCCCGAACAAAGCGUACGCUUCAAUUUAUAUCGUCAUCCUUCCGCACAGGGUAUUCCAGGGGAAUCAUACCGCAAAGGCUUCGACAUCUACAGUCUCGGCGUCGUCCUUCUCGAAGUUGGUCUAUGGCGCGUAGCAUGGAGUCUACGUCGCGACGAUGAGAACCCCGCCAAGUUCAAGGAAGUGCUGCUCAGCAGGGUAGACGACAGACUAGCUCACUUCAUGGGGACAGAGUAUCAAGAGGCGGUAAGGAGUUGCCUGAACGGUGAUUUGGAUCAUAGGGAGGGAUCGGUAAUACGAGCUUUCUACAAUGAGGUUGCGGAAACUAUGUGCUCAUUGGCGGAGUCACAGCCGUCGUGA